AUGGAUUUUGUAUCUUAUGAAAUUCAUAAUCAACAGCAAUUUUGGGAAGUUUACAUAGAAUUGACUGAAAUUUUAUUUCCUAUUGAAAAAACUCAAAAAUAUGUGGAUAUUUCUAUUAAAAAUUUUUUAAAUUUUACAACAAUAUAUGGAGUUAAUAAAUACUUGAAAAAAGAUGCAGAUUAUGAGCUCUGUUGUUAUAAAUUUUUGAAUUCUAGUAUAUUUAUAUUAAACAAAGAUUAUGUUCGAUACCAAAUGAUAAAAAUGAUUAAUCAACAAGAUAUGAUCCAAUACUUUUAUAUUUUGUACUGGCUUUUAUUUCUUGAUGCUCAAUCAUGUCCACAAACUUAUAAACUUAUGAAAGAUAAAGGGUCAUUUCAAUCCUUAGUCAUUACUGUGUGGAAGCAUUUUCAAAAGUUCCCCGAAGUUCAUCGGCUUGGAUUAAAAAUACUUUAUGAAAUGUCUCGUGAAUAUCAACUUACAUACAAUGAAUUAUUUUUUAUACACGAAGAAUUUCUUUGUUUUAUUUUUGAGUUGCUUGAAAAAAAUGUUUAUGAUGGAAGUUCUUAUGUACUUUCUAUUAUAAAAUUAAUCCUUCUUAUUAACGAACAAUACAUUAUAAGGUCACUACCUUCUCAUUUACAAAGCACACAGGAAUCAUCUAAACAAAUUAAAAACGACUUUCCUGUAAAUUUCGUUAUGGAUAUUCUUAAAAAAAAAGGAAAUUUGUACAAAACUUAUGGAGAAGAUAUAAUAUUUGUAUUAAAUAGACAAAAAGAUACAUAUUUACAAUUUUUAAUUUUAAAACAACUGUAUCUUUUAUUUACUACUAAAGAAACAUUUGAAUAUUUUUACACCAAUGACCUUAAGGUUUUAGUAGAUGUGUUUAUUAAAAAAUUAUAUAAUUUUUCUGAAGAUAAUAAGAAGCUUUAUCAAACUUAUCUUCGUGUUUUUUAUUAUUUACUUAAAAAUACUCAACUAAAAAAUCCGCCUCAUUAUAAACAAAAUCAACUUCAAAAAUUAUUUCAAACAUUAAAAGAAACUAUUUCAUAUCAACAUGUUAAAUCAAUUAAUGAAAUUACUGAAAAAUUAUUAGAGAGAUGUAUUAAUAUAAGUUGGAUAAAAAAUUAUGAAUUGAAGAAUGAUACAAUGUUUUUCACUAAUUGGAGCAAUGAAUCAAAAACUAGUUUCAUAGAUGUAGUUACAGUAAAUAAUGAUCAUAUUUUUCCGGAUUCAAAUAAAUUACAUACGAUUUAA
This is a messenger RNA of Pneumocystis jirovecii RU7, 1254 nucleotides long. RefSeq lists its product as uncharacterized. Gene Ontology annotation, biological process: actin cortical patch assembly; actin cortical patch localization; endocytosis. The coding region runs from base 1 to 1254 and encodes 417 amino acids. NCBI's taxonomy places the organism in Eukaryota, Fungi, Ascomycota, Pneumocystomycetes, Pneumocystales, Pneumocystaceae. The transcript is spliced from 6 exons. Gene Ontology annotation, molecular function: Arp2/3 complex binding. The record is from RefSeq and is a predicted model, not a curated record. Gene Ontology annotation, cellular component: actin cortical patch.